AUGGGGAAAGCAAGGCAUGACAUCGCGGCCAGUGACAUAUCUGUCGAUGGACGAAGAAAAAGUGUUCGAGAAGAACAGAAAAUUCGUAAGAAAAAGAAGAGACGUAAAAGGGACUUGACAGAUCUACAUCAGAGAGUAUUCAAAUCGAAGAAGGAUAAAGAAACGAAGAUCGAUGGAAAAUCGAUCAAAAACAAGGCGGCAAAUUCAAGAAGGCUGUCGAACAGAAUUCUUCCGAGACCUUUGGCUGGAAUAUACAGAAAUGGUGCUGCAGGAAAAGAAAUACGAAGAUUUCAAACGAAAGCAGCUUUGAACGAUCUAAACAACGCGCGUCUACAGGGAAACGUGCUUAAAUUAAUGGAUGGUUAUGACUCGAAAUCAGAAGACGUUGUAGUUGAAAAUGGCAACAUAGAGGUUCGGAAAGAAUUACUACUCGAUUCUACUAUCAAAGAUAUUCUCCAACCAACUCCUCUUGGUGUCCAAAGCAGUCCUAUUUUGGGUAAAGUGGAUGGAAGAAGAAGAAUUAAAAAGGAAGGAGACAUAGAGUUCCCUCAAAAACCAACAGAAAAAAAGAAAACUAUUGAUUCUGAAAAUUUACGAAACUUUGCAUUAAGUAAAUACGAAGAAUUAUGCAGGGUUGUUUGUUCAGAAAAUUUCGAGGAACAAAAUUUUCCAGACUGUUUCGGACCAGAUCCACUAACGAAGGUGAAACAAAAAUUAAGAAAUAUUUACGCAAAAUCAUUUCAAAAUAAAUGUUUACGAGACAUGAUUAAACGUGGUAAUAUUUUGAACGAAUGUUCACCAAGUACUUCGAUGGAUGAUUCUUUUCCUCCAAACGCUGCAUAUUGUCCUUCUGGGUAUCCUCAAGACACGAACUCAGUAUCUGUAACUAUUGAUAAUCCAGACUGGCAUAUUGAUAUUAAAAGUAACAAGGAUGACGACAGUUUACAAGAAAGACAAAACCUAUUUUUAAUACCAAAAACGAAUUUAAAAAAAAACGAAAUUAACACGUCCAAUUUAUUAUUUCAUUCGUCUUCGUUAAACACCCUGGAUGCGGGAAUAAAGAACAGUCUUGAACCGGAAAUGUCACACGAAAUGAAUAACAUAUCUAACGAGGAUGAAUCGACAGAUGUAAGCAAUCGUACUUCUCUAGAAAUAAAUUAUUCUACAAGUUCCGCACGCAAGAACAAUAUUAUGAAAUAUUUCGAAGUAAAUGAAUUUGAUUGUGAGAGGAUAAAGGAUAAGAAUAAACCUCUCUUAUUUGCACAAACAGAAGCAGGAUCUCAGAAUAGUUCUAUUGAUAAGAAACGUUUAAUAAAACACAAAACUCAACGUAGACAAACAGUGCAUUUUUUAAACAAUGGAUUAAAAAAACACGCGGAAAGACAAAAUUUUAAAAUGAUGCAGCAAGUUAAAAUGAAGAAUUUGAAGCAUAUUCCUGCUAUAUUACGAAGGUGUAACAAUGUUGUGGCGAAUAAUAGCAACCGGCUAAAUCUAUUCCAGGAACCGAUGCAUAUUAAUAAAGAGUCUCGGAAAAUGUUGUUCGACGUUGCACCGAAGCAGAACGUUCUCUUCACUUCGCAAUCCGUGGUAACGGAAUCGAAUGAAGAUUCAAAGAGGCCGCAAAAGUCGAAGACUGCAAAUAUCUUAUUCGAUAGUACAAAAAUGAAAGAUCUGAACGUUCAAACUUGCGUAAUAGAUUCACCAAGUAUUUUUAACGAUGAGAUACAUUUCACGAAGAAUUCUUACUCGAAGCCAAUGGAGUCUAACCACAACCAAACUCAGCAGAAUCUCCAUGCGAAUGACAUUUUACUGAACAGAACAAAUCCGCCAAUACAAAAAACAGUGAUGUUCACGAAGAAAGACUCGCGGAAUAUAGGACACUGUUUAUACAUAAAUAAUAUAAUUGCAGAUGGAAAGACUGAUAAGUCGAACGUCUGUAUCAUACGGAAAAAUGUUUCUUUGCAGCAUGAAAGAUCGAAAAAUAAUUGUACUGUAUAUAAACACUACCAGGAAGUGCCAGGAAAUUAUUAUAAGGCGUAUCGAUGCUCGGAAAAUUCUGAUAAUUCCAAUUAUAAUAGCCAAGAAUUUAAAGAAGCAAGCGCACCAGAAGUGCAGCACGUACAGAUACAUCAAAAACCAAUGGUUUGUGAAGAUGGAUUAGUAAGAAAGGUCAUGCAACCUUCUAAAUCUGAAAACGGUAAAAAAUACCAUAACGAUCAACAUGUUUGCUAUGUGAUGGUAGACCAAUGCAAUGAUGUGAACAACAUGCAAGAGUAUUCUUAUAAUAAUGUGCCUGAAAUUGAGAAAUCUGGAACGGUGCAGAAUGGACGAUUCUGUCAAGAAGAUAUAGCCGAUGUUGGUAUCCUGAAAGGCGUGCAGAAUUUAAAGAUCUUGCCCAUGGAGGAACAAGAGUCUCAAAUACAAGUCACUAACAAUCAAUGUAUCAAAAAUGCAGUGAUACUGGAGAAACAGCCGAUUAAGUAUUUGGCAUUUGAAAACAAUUCCAAAACAGAAAAAAUUCCUAUUUAUAUGCAAAGGAAUAAUCACGUUGCUUCCGUCGAUAAUAUAGAACCAAUUAACUCAGGCGUUAAUUAUCGCGUGGUAUCGUAUCCUCAAGAAUCAACGCAGAAAAUUAUUUUCGUGCCAGCAUGCGAGCAGAACAAAGUCGUAUAUGUGAAACAGCAAUAUUUGCCUCAUUCGAAUGUUACUUUUGAAGAAUGCUCGCAUCCCAGAAAGGUAGUCAUGUGCCGACCGGAAAUACAAUACGUCAAAGAGUCCUCAAACGUAUGUGAAGUUCACCUGCCAAAACAGAACGUGGUGGAAAUAGGAGAAUCAGAUUGUGACACGAUUGUUACUAAUUUACAAAAGGCGAACAAUAUGAAGAGUUCGAGGCGAGGUGGAGUGAAUCGAGAGGGACUUCAUUAUCGACCGAAUCAUGAACAUGAUGCUUGUGUGAGGAAUCAGACAAUAUUCUAUCAAAAAUAAGAAUGCUGUAUUAAUUGAAAUGUACGUUAGAUACAUUUUUGCUAUUAUAUCUUAAUGAGGUUUAUUAUGUAUAUUUAUACAAGUGCGAGAUUUACACAGAUAAGCAGAAAUUGUCUUUGGAAGUUUAUUUAAAGCGUAUUUUGUUUUGAUAAAACCGUUUGUUUUAAAAUAUAGAAAACAAACAGUUCUGUAAUUUUUGU
Molecule: messenger RNA, 3185 nt
Organism: Bombus pyrosoma
Lineage: Eukaryota; Metazoa; Arthropoda; Insecta; Hymenoptera; Apidae
Exons: 9
Coding region: 1-2985 (994 amino acids)
Source: RefSeq, a predicted model, not a curated record